AUGGCUGCCCUGGGUGGGUUGCAGGUAGAUCUCUCGGUGAGCUUUGACCAGGUGGGCGGCCUGGACCACUACAUCAGGGCGCUCAAGGAGAUGGUGUUCCUGCCGCUGGUCUACCCAGAGCUCUUCGAGCGCUUCCACAUCAGCCCCCCUCGCGGCGUGCUCUUCUACGGGCCCCCAGGCACGGGCAAAACAUUGGUGGCGCGAGCACUUGCGGCCACGGCAAGCCGGGCCGGCCGCAAGGUGGCGUUUUUCAUGCGCAAGGGUGCGGACGUGCUGUCCAAGUGGGUGGGUGAGGCGGAGCGUCAGCUGCGCAUGCUCUUCGAGGAGGCCCAGCGCCAGCAGCCAGCCAUCAUCUUCUUCGACGAGAUCGACGGCCUCGCCCCGGUACGCAGCAGCAAGCAGGACCAGAUCCACAACAGCAUCGUCUCCACGCUGCUUGCACUGAUGGACGGCCUCGACUCGCGCGGCAGCGUCGUCGUCAUCGGCGCGACAAACAGGGUCGACGCGUUGGACGCGGCGUUGCGGCGGCCGGGCCGUUUUGACCGUGAGCUGGUGUUCCCUCUGCCGAGCCUGCAUGCGCGCGCGUCCAUUCUAGACAUCCACACACGCGCAUGGGCGCAGCCGCCCGGCCCCGACCUUCUAGACCGCCUCGCGCAGAUGUGCGUCGGCUACUGCGGCGCCGACCUCAAGGCGCUGUGCACGGAGGCUUCGCUGCAGGCGAUGCGGCGGCACUAUCCGCAGAUCUACGACAGCGACGAGAAGCUGCUCAUCGAUCCCAGCCGCGUCACCGUCAGCCGCCGCGAUUUCCUGUCUGCCUUCUCUGCCAUGACCCCCGCCUCCCACCGCUCAGCCACCGCCCACGCCAGGUCAUCCUCUCUUUGUCCUUUUUCCCCUGUCUUUGGCACUCUCUCUCACUGUCUCUGUCUCUAUCUCUCUUUCUGGCCUUCUCGUCUCUCUUUCUGUGAUCCUGUGGAUGUCUUUGUACUUUGCCAAUUUUUCAUCUCUUGA
Molecule: messenger RNA, 1008 nt
Organism: Coccomyxa subellipsoidea C-169
Lineage: Eukaryota; Viridiplantae; Chlorophyta; Trebouxiophyceae; Coccomyxaceae
Product: putative 26S proteasome regulatory complex, ATPase RPT2
Exons: 5
Coding region: 1-1008 (335 amino acids)
Biological process (GO): positive regulation of transcription by RNA polymerase II
Cellular component (GO): nucleus
Molecular function (GO): chromatin binding; histone binding; ATP binding
Source: RefSeq, a predicted model, not a curated record